Elaeis guineensis (African oil palm) is the source of this 1042-nucleotide messenger RNA. RefSeq names its product cyclin-dependent kinase inhibitor 1. Lineage: Eukaryota; Viridiplantae; Streptophyta; Magnoliopsida; Arecales; Arecaceae. The record is from RefSeq and is a predicted model, not a curated record. Gene Ontology annotation, molecular function: cyclin-dependent protein serine/threonine kinase inhibitor activity. Gene Ontology annotation, biological process: negative regulation of cyclin-dependent protein serine/threonine kinase activity. Gene Ontology annotation, cellular component: nucleus.
AUGAGGAAGUGCAAAGGGAUCGGAGAUGCCGCGGUGAUGGAGGUGACGCAGGUGGUGGGGGUGAGGACGAGGGCGCGGACGCUGGCCCUUGCAGCUGCGGCGGCAGCGGCGAGGAUGGGCGGGAGCUCGAAGAGGAGGAUGGCGAUGGUGGGGUCAGGAGAGAUCCAGGUCUCGUACCUCCAGCUCCGGAGCCGGAGUCUAGUCAUGAAACCUCGGAUCGCGAGAUCCACGGCGAAUUCCGGCGGCAGGAGGUGCCCAAGCUCCGAGCUCGGCCGGAUCUCCCGGCGCUCUAGCAACGCCUCAUGCGAGACCGCCCCAGAGGAGCUGCCUUCGCCGUCCGGUGACCCGGAGGACGGCGAGGUUCUGGACACUGCAGCGCCUUACUCCGAGUGCAGCAGUAACAGGAAGGAGACGGCGCCGUCGAGUAGCCGAGUAGAGGAAUGGACCGAUCUGGAACUGACGGUGGAGAGGACAUCGAGGAGGCGACGGAGGGCGGAGAUGAUGCCGUCGGAGGACGAAAUCGAGGAAUUCUUCGCGGCGGCGGAGAGAGACCAGUGGCAGCGAUUCUCCGCCAAGUAUAACUACGACGUCGUCAACGACGCACCAUUGGAGGGCCGGUACGAGUGGUUCCGCUUCCCAUGAAGUGAAUUAAGAAAAAAAAAUCAGAAGGAAAAAAGAAAAAGAAAAAGGGGCACACCAAAUUUCUUUUCUUUUUUCUCUAAUUUUUAAAAAUUAAUGUCCAGUUCUCGUAGCCACCGCCGUCUCUUCUGUAAGACGUAACCCCCAGUCUGCCGUCCCUCUCUCUCAAUCUCUCUCUUUCUCUGUACGAUAUUAUUUGGAGAAGCUUCUGAACUGAAAACCGGAGCCCUCUCUCUCUCCUUUCUUGUUUUCUUCAGUAGAAAUGCUUCGCUCCAAAGUUUCGUCCAUUUCCUCCGUGUGUUGCAGUGUCCUUAAACAUUCUUUAUUUUUCUUUUUGCAUUGAGUUUGAAUUAGUCUGAAUUAUACGACACCGUUAGAUGUUCGUCGGACGGCUGUUUGGUUA